Podarcis lilfordi (Lilford's wall lizard) is the source of this 13219-nucleotide messenger RNA. Lineage: Eukaryota; Metazoa; Chordata; Lepidosauria; Squamata; Lacertidae. The record is from the annotation of a GenBank genome assembly.
UUAACGCAGAGAAGCCGGCGGUUGGUCAGAAGCCUGCCGAGGAACGGGUUCGGCGAGUGCGCGCUGUUUCCGCUUCCGGGGGCGCCGCUGACGGAGCGUGCUGGUAACUGAGGAGCGAGGCCGGAGCGUCUGUGGUCGAAGCUGAAAUAAGAGCGAAGCGGCUAAGCGGGCGAUGGGGGCCAGCGGGGAGGAUGGGACGGAUAGCGAGGAGCGCUUCGACGGCAUGUUGCUCGCGAUGGCCCAGCAGCACCAAGGCGGCGUCCGGGAGGUAAGAUGGAGGGCAGGAAGGGAGGCCCUUCAUCCGAGUUCUCCUCCCGCUCCGCCGUUUAACGGUCUCCCUUCCUGGAGUCUCUCUUUCGCGAACCCCCUCGCUGGCCCAGCCGCCUUUCCCCCUCAUGAUUUCCCUUCUCUCCGAGUACCGUUUGCUGGUGAAGAGCAGCAGGCGACAGCUGCUGCCCGCAUGUUAAAAACACCUGCCAUGAAAUGCAGCUGAUGGCCACCAAAUUGGAUGACUUCACCUUCCUUUUUCCCUCCCCUGCAUCUCCCCACACCUCCUCCAAAUAUGCUCCAGAGAAGUGGGGAAUCUCUGGAGCAAUUCUUUUGGACAUGUGUGGUGAGGGCUGCAGGGUUGCUCCAGGAGAGAGAGGCAACAUCUCGUCGAUCCCCCCCCCCCAUUACUUUAACCCACUGUGUUCUGACACUGUUUUAUUAUUUCUUCUGGGUCAAAUUUAUGGUUCAUCUAACUAGUAGCCUGUCUCUAGGAGAUGCGUUGAUAGCCAGCAUAGUACUCACUUUGUUGCUUGACAUAAUGGAAAUGUGUGAAUGCCUUCCAUUAGAUCUUGGGAGAGUUCCAUAAGCACCAUGAAAAAGUUUGAAAUGGUACCUUCAAAAUACAGGCACACACACCUCUUAGUGCAUUCUACCCAUCUGCAACUGCAUAUAGGCACAGUGCCAGGAAAUAAAUAAAUAAAUAACUUUAAUCCUACCAGGAAAUGGCAGGAGAGAGCUGGAGAGUCCUCGUGGCUUGUGAGAAGACCCUCCCUGGAGCCCGAAGAGGAUGUCACUGAAAGCUGAGGAUGCCCUGGAAGCACAGCUGGGCUUUGUUUAGGCUGCUCAGCCUCCCAGCCUGACAGCUGCUUUUCUGCACAGCCUCCAUCUGCCCCCAGAGCUUCAACUUUAGAUAUUUUGGUCUGGAUUGGAGAGCAGGGGGAAAUAGGCAUUUAGAGGGUGUUCCCCACUUUAUAUGAUUUCACUUAUAUGUGUGGAGGUCCGGAAAGUAUUCUCUGCAUAAGUGUGGGAAUGCCUGUAUGUGCUUCUGUGCAAUGUAGAAAGCACCUGUUUAGACAACACAGUAGGCUUUUUGCAUAAGACCACCCUUCAGUAUUGUGUGAUGCUGAUUUAUGACAUAGGAAAUUCCUGUGUUUUAAUGAAAGAUAACAGCAUAGACCCUAAAAAUCCAUUUCGUGACAAGAAUCCAACAUCUGUUGCCAUUCAAGGAUACAAAAUGUUGAUCUAAGUGUGCCAUAAACAGACAGCAAAAGGUGUUAAGAUCACAUGUACGGACAUCAUUGUAAUACACUUAAGUUUCAUAAAGCAAAAGUUUCCAGUUUCAUUUAUAUUGACCUCUAUAGAAAACAGUUUCCCGUUAUAAUAUUAAAACUCAUGGUCACCUAAUAAAGUUGGCUAAUAACAGGUGUGGGACUGGUCAAAAGAACUGUUUUCCAAAAUAAAUUUAUAGGAUGAUGGUCACAAGCUUAGAUAGCUUUAAGGAGGAUUUGGCAAAUUCAUGGAGCAAAAGCCUGUUACUAUUAGCCAUGAUAGGUAAAUGGAAGCUCCAUAUUUUGUAUGGGUGGGGAACCCAUGAUCCGUCAACUAUUGCAAUGCCAACUUCCAUCAACUCCAGCAGCCAGAAAUGGUGGCAAUUUUAGUUCUGUAACAUCUAGAGGGAUACUGGCCCCACACCUCUGCUCUAUAGAGCCAGUAUCGGAAUACUUUAUGCUGGAGAGAAAGCCUGUUUCACAUUCUGCUUGUAAGCACCUAAGUGACAUCUGCCUUGCUGCUGGUUCCUAGGUUACAUGGACCUUAGCCUAUUGAAGUCCUUAGAAACUGUGACCAUAGCUAGCUUCUAGAUAAUUAUUGAUUUUUGAGCCAAACAGUGGUUUUCCAUCUUCUGGGUUGUUGGGCUUGAUAAUAAAGCAAAUCACACUGCAGUUGAGUAACGUGAUUUGCUUCUGGGGUUGAUGGGGAUUGGUAUCUAACAACAGUUGGAGGGCGAUGGGUUUCCUGCUGUUAUGGAAUAUGGAGCUUCCAUUUAGCUAUCAUUAUGGUAAAUAGUGCUUUGCUCCAUGAAUUUGCCAAAUCCUUUUUAAAAGCUGACUAAGUUUGUGGCCAUCACAUCAUCUUGCAGUGGCAGUCAAUCUUAUAUAUAUAUAUUGUGGAAAAAAUAUGAAUUAAAAACAAAAUUAUUUGUCCAACUAGCCAACUUCUUCCUUGCCAUAUUUUGUUUUUGCACAUCCUCUUUGAGAGCUUCAGUUCCCAUUAUGUAUAACCUAACAAGAACAGAAAGGUAUGUAAGAAGGCAUUUAGCAUUUUGACAUCAUGAAAGCAAAGUUUGAUAGUGAAAUAUUAUUAGCAGCCAUUAAUAUCAUAUAUUGCAUUGCUACUGAAACAAUAUUGGGAGCUCUUUUACAAAUCAGAUCACUUGUAAGAGACAUUGAAUUUUUAAAGAGCAUAUUCCUCAUUGUGGAGUUUGGAACAAGUUCUUGAAAACAUUGUAUCCUUUCCUUACAGCUUGUGAACACCUUUUUUAGCUUCUUGAGGCGCAAGACUGAUUUCUUUGUAGGAGGAGAAGAGGGUGCUGCUGAGAAGGUAUCCUGUUUAUCAGUUGUUGUUAAAUUUAUAAUAAUAAUAUAACAAUUUAUUACUUAUACCCCGCCCAUCUGGCUGGGUUUCCAACCAGCCCUUCACCAGCAGGUCCCAGAAAUGGUUGCAGCAAUUUAAAAUUCAGAAUUAAAAACAGCCACAGCAGAGCAGUCACAGGUAUAACGUGGGUCCCAAUAAACACACGUCUCAGUUGUGAAAGGCCAGGAGCAUAUACACAUCUGCAGAUGACACUACUAACAACCUUUUUGGAGAGUGGAGAGGUUGUUUGGUUGUGAUUUUUUUUGGCUGCUGUUUGAACAAAGGCUAGCUUCAAAAGCAAGCAUGCUGAGAUGUACUGAGUUAACUCCAACAGACACCAAUGGAUCAAUAAUUCCAGCUUGCUCUGUUUGUUCACUCCUAGAAAAGCACUAAAGUCCACUUCUGCAGUGGUAGCUUUUCCCCUGCCCCCAACAGAAAAGUUUGCUUAACAAUGUGAGAAAUGCUGCUGGUGAUCUUAGAUGCUAUGUGAUUAUUUAGUUCCUUUGCUAAUUUUAGGAGGGGAAGCAUAUGACAUAGCCUACCUUUAGAAUUUGACAACUCUUACUUCAUCUUCUAGUGAAUGUAAGAACUUCAGAGAAAUCUGUAUAUCCCCCCCCAAAAAACAAGGAAUUAGAUUAAAUAAAAUCAAUCUACAUAGAAAUGUGGAGGAUUUUUUUAAACUACUGAGGUCUUAAAUGAGGCCUUGUAUAAGAAGUGAGAUAUUGCACCCCUCUAUGCAUCAUUAACGCUACAGGUUGCCAGAUUGCCCUUCCAUUCUCUGAGACAUUUUCCAUGUCAGGCUAUUCUUUUUGUCCUUAGAAGUUCAAUCGAAGCCUGUUUCUCAAGUCAAUAUAAGAAGUGGAAGUGGGAUUAUUGCAGCAAGGUUUUCUUUUGUGUUGCAUAUGUUGGGGGGGAGGAAUAUUAAUAUUUAAAGUGGAGAAAACUUGAGUGAUUUAAGAGUUUGGAUUUUUCUUUACCUGGCAGAAUCCUGAUGAAUGCAAGAAGCCAGUGGACAUUGUGGAACAAUGGUGUUAGGGACAUGGAAACAGGAAUUCAUGUUACAGAGGAAUGCUUUUCUGCUUUUUAAAAAGUUGAUAAAAUGAGAGGGGGGAGGUCAGUAGAAACAUACGAUUCAGUUACAGCUACCAGAGUCUAUGCUAGCAAGUCAGAUUCCAUAUUAUGGAUGGAACCAGAGAUUUCUCAAUUCAUAUCUAAGUUACACACUAUCUAAAGAUUGCUUCUAUUUUUUUAAAAUGUGAGACACAAGAUUUUAAUCUGUUUUUUUCAGUAGGCACAAGUCUUCAACAUGUCACUGUCCAAAGGGCACGUUGGAUCAUGUGUUCCAAUGUCAGUUCUUCUGUUCAUGGCCUUUAGUUGCUGCAGCAGCUGUGAAGGUCACCCAGCAGCAGGAAUUCUUAAAAUUCAGUCUGUUAUGCAGUCAGAUGACUACAUCAUCUCUUGCAGCAAACAUAUUAGAGCCCUGACCUUCAGUCUCUCUCUUCUCCCCACCCCCCUCUCUCUCUCUUUUCCCUGAAUUGUGGGCAAAGGUAUUCCUGUCAUUACAACUCUGGGCUCUUGGAAAAAGGGCUGAUAUGUUACUGCAAGUAACUUUUUUUAAUGAGCCCUGAUGGAAGAAAAGCUCCCUAGUUGAUAGGAAUCUCAAGACCUCUACUUCAGGGACCGCCUCUCCCCAUACAAAUUGUCCCGGACUCUGCAUUCAUCAUCUGAGGCCCUUAUUCACGUGCCUCCUUUUCUGUAGUGGCUCCCCGUUUGUGGAAUGCUCUCCCCAGGGAGGCUCACCUGGCUCCUUCAGUACAGUGGUACCUUGGUUUACAAACGUAAUCCGUUCCGGAAGUCCGUUCUUAAACCAAAGCAUUCUUAAACCAAGGUGUGCUUUCCCAUAGCAGCGGGGGACUCAAUUUACACUCAACAGGAAGCGGAACAUGUUCUGCUUCCAAGGCAAAGUUCACAAACCAAAACACCUACUUCUGGGUUUGCAGCAUUCUUAAUCCAAGUUGUUCAUAAACUUAGCUGUUCUUAAAUCAAGGUACCACUGUAUAUCUUUUUAGGCAUCAGACGAAAACAUUCCUCUUCAGUCAGGCCCUUGGCAGAUUAAUAUUCUACAGCCUUCUAAGUGUGUUUGUGGGGAGGAGGCAUUACAGUGGUGCCUCGCAAGACGAAAUUAAUUCGUUCUGCGAGUCUUUUCGUCUUGCGAAGCACGGUUUCCCAAAGUCUUCAAAAUCACCAAAGUCUUCAAAAAAGGCUACCACACCGCGUGCUAUGAGUUGCUCCUCGAAGUCACCCUGGGUAUUAAUGGUUUUAAGAAAAAGGAAACAAACUUGCAAGACGUUUUUGUUUUUUUCAUUUUUCGUCUUGCAAAGCAAGCCCAUAGGGAAAUUCGUCUUGCGAAGCAACUCAAAAAAUGAAAAACUCUUUCGUCUUGUGAGUUUUUCGUCUUGCGAGGCAUUCGUCUUGCGAGGUACCACUGUAUUGUUUUGUUGUUUCUGUUUUAAUUAUUUUCUUGUAUUUUAUCUUGUAUUUUAUUCUGUGAACAUCCCUGAGAUCUUGUGAUGAAGGGUGAUCUAGAAAUUUAAUUAAUUAAUUAAUUAAUAGCCUUUCUAUAGCUAAUGGUGGUCACAUCAUAUGUCCAGCCCCAUAAUAUAUUGGCUGAUGAUAGAACUUGAAAGUGAUAUGAAAGUAAUCCUGAUCCCUUUUAUCACCAAAUGUAUCAAAUUGGAGGGGUGGGGGUGGAAUUGAUACUAAGCAGUCCCUUCCUUUGAUAGAAGAGCCCACCUUAAGUUAGACCACAGUGAAAGAUAAAGCCAUUUUAUCUACUACAGGAUGCUGCUUCUUAACUAGUUUUUCACAGGAUUUAUUCCGUCUCCCCAGUUAAUCACAGAGACAUUCAGUCGCCACAACAAGCUGGCUCUGAAAGCACAGAAAGAGAAGAAGGCCCGUCAAGAGGCAGAAAAGCGGGAGAAAGCAGAGCGUGCUGCAAAACUUGCCAAAGAAGAAAAACAGGAAGAAAGUGAGCCAAGGAUUAAAGAACUGACUGAGGAGGAGGCAGAAAGGUUGCAACUGGAAAUUGACCAGGUGUGAAUCCCAUUUGUUGUAACUGGAUCUUCACUGUAAUGGAAGAACAAGUAUAUUGCUUAUGUCUGGCUUGAUAGGUUAUCAGUGGCUUUCCAUUUGUUUGAAGACUGCAUUUAACCAACCAUGAAAGCAUCAACUCCUAUAGAAUUAUUUUGAUACUGUCUUAGAAUAUCUCUAAUCAGUUCCUUCUCUUUGCUUAUGUUGUAAGCCAUAGCACUUCCCAGACCUUUAUAUAUUCUGUAUCUGGAAAUUCCCCACAAUGUUCCACAAGGCAAAAUCAUCACAACUACUUAUAAUGCUUUGAAGUAGCAAAAAGCCCUCUCCCCCCCCCCCCAGCCGCUUUGAACUAACAAAGGGGCAGGGUGCUACUUCUAUUAACAGUAAAUAACAUUUCACAGACAUUUGUAGUUCUCAACUGUUAUCUUCUAAAACAGAAAAAAGAGAAGAAAGAAAAUGAGGCCCAAGGUAUCCCUUCCAAACCUGCUGAGAAUCCAGUAGAAUCUCCCGAGUCCAGCAAACAGGUAAUUUAUUCUCAGAAGUUUUUGAAACUUGUGAACAGAUAUUGGUUCCCAUCUUAAACCUACAUUGGUUUAAGAUGGUUUUUGGUUGUGGAUGCUCACACAAUAUGCUUACCAGAAUAGAAUUAUAGGGUUUAUACACGUGAACCUCUGGCGAACCUCUGGAUUGCUUUGUUUCAAAGAACUCACAUAGGAGUUGUUGAGGCCUUAGAACUAUUCAAAACUAAAUUCAUGAGCAAGAUAAUCUUUCAAGAAGGUUCAUGCAGAACCUCUGAACCACCAAUUAUACAGAAGAUGCAACAGGCAGGAAAAAGACUACAUGAAUUUAGCUUGCUAAAAGUUGAACACUAAGAAGUAUUUUUACUUUUUGCUGUGUUUUGUCUAGGAUACAGAUGAGGAGGAAGAAGAUGAGAAGGACAAAGGCAAGCUUAAACCAAACUCUGGGAAUGGGGCAGACCUUCCAAACUACAGGUGGACACAGACCCUCUCUGAACUGGAUGUAAGUAUAGGGUGUUUUUUUUAAGAACAUGAGAUGUUUUAACUAGGUGAUAAACUUAAUGAUGAGUCAUAAAAAGACAAGUCUGUCCUGCAUUGAUUGUUAAGGGGGGGAAAUACAGACGGGCGGUGAAUAACAUUGGGAGUUGGUCUUUCUGGGUCUCAGUCUUGUUAAUUAAUGACUGUUUCAGACCAUACUAGUUUGGGACACAGAAUCAGUUCCAGAAAGAAAAAACUUGGAGACCUGAUAUAGCAUCUGUGGCGGAAUAGAUUGCCGCAAGUAACAGUUAACAAAUUGUCCGUACCAGAGGUUUAUAUGUGUGGAUUCAAUGCACCCUCUUGCUCCUUCUCCUGUCUAGCUGGCCGUCCCAUUUAAAGUCAACUUCAGGCUGAAGGGUAAGGAUAUGUUGGUCGACAUACAGAGACGGCACCUGAAGGUGGGACUAAAGGGCCACCCACCUGUGAUUGAUGAAGACUUAUAUAACGAGGUGAAGGUGGAGGAGAGUUCAUGGCUGAUCGAGGAUGGGAAAAUAGUCACUGUGCAUUUGGAGAAGGUAACAGCAAAAGCUUCAGGCCAUUUUCAUGCCUAAUUUGGGUAGAGUUGUAAAUUCUUGAAUGUGCUGCUUGUUCCGUCCAGUUGAAGAGGAGCUUGAAAAACUGAGCUGGCAAUCGGAAUACUACUUUUUAUUUUGUCUGAUCAUGCAAAUCAAAUGGGCUACCAUGCCACAGUGAGCCACAAGGCCAGGAUGUUAUCUGAAAAUCUUUGGUCACCUCCCUUUCCAUCCCACGUCCCCUCCCUCAUCCCCUGCUUUUCAGAGAAGGUACUCUUUUCCGUGGAAUGCUCUCACCAGGGAGGUUCACCUGGCACCAUCAUUGUAUAUAUUUAGGCACUAGGCGAAAACAUUCCCCUAUGACAAGGCCUUUGGUCUUAAACUAUCUGCAGCCUUUUAGAAGUGGGUGAUAUUUUUAAAAUCUGUUUCUGUUUCCUCUUGGCUUUACUGCCUUUUUGGUUGUAAAUUACUUUGGGUUGCCCUAACCUAGACUAACAACUUUAAUGAAUAACGCUGGUUGUAAAAACAUUUCAUUCUGCAAUCUUGUUUCUUUUAGAUCAACAAGAUGGAAUGGUGGAACAAGUUAGUCCAAACAGACCCAGAGAUUAACACCAAGAAAAUUAACCCAGAGAACUCAAAAGUGAGUGCUUUUCCUGCUCAGUUGUGGUCAUGCCCUGCUUGUGGGCUUUCGACAGGCAUCAUUUCAUGCUCUUAAUUUUUUAUUUAAAAGGAUGAGUGACAGCUUCUUGUUUCAUGGAACAAGCACAUAUACUAUUCAUCUGGAGAGUUCAUCACUGGGUCAGAACAGAGGAAGCUGUCUUCUAUCAGAUCAGACCAUUGGUUUAUCUAGCUCAGUAUUGUCUAUACUGAUUGGCAGCAGCUCCCCAGGGUCUCAGACUGGGGUCUUCUCUAGCCCUUCCUAGAAAUGCCAUGGAUUGAACUUUUGCAUAGAAAGCAGAUGCUCUACCACUGUCCUUUCCCGAUGUAUUUCCCACAAUGAAUACUUUUCCUUGGUUUAAAAAUUGUCAAGACUUUUGUGCCAUCUUCAGUGGGUGAACUCAUAGAACACAAAGUCAUUACACACAAUCCUGUGGUUCUCAGAGGUUGGUGUGCUUCCGUAAAGAGGCACAGGUUUCUUCUUUUAUAUGCUGCUGCCAGCAAUGGUUCUGGCUGCUCAGCCCGUGACUCAGAGAUCCUUGGUAUGCAUGCUGCCAGGAAGGCAGCAGCUAGAAAGUGCUGAGAAGGGAAGGGCUGGGGUGUGAAUCUCAAUGAUUCCCAGCACCAUGGUGAAACCACAUUGCUUUGUUCCCACUGCAACCAGUUAUCAGAUCUGGACAGUGAAACCCGCAGCAUGGUGGAGAAAAUGAUGUAUGACCAGCGGCAGAAAUCAAUGGGCCUCCCCACAUCUGAUGAGCAGAAGAAGCAGGACAUCCUGAAAAAGUGAGUAAGAGCAGUUUGUGUGUCUCAUGGGGAAUAUGAGGGGAAAGUAUGAAGGGUCGCUCUCUGAGCACAGAUAUCUGCAUUUGUGCAUUGCUGUACCACCAAAUUACCUGUACCCUUGAUAGUUUAAAAUUCAAAAUCAGUAAAAUAUCCAUAUAGUCAACAGCAUCACAAACCAACCCACAUCUUGGUGGCCAAUGAAUGCAAGAAGUCCUUGUUGGUGAGAAAUGGCUCAGCUAUAGUUCAGCUCUAGGUCCAGGGAGUAGGGCACUGUCCAGGAACAAAUGACCUGGCAGUACCAUCUCGGCUUUUAUCAAUUAUGUGGUGUGUAACUAUAAUUUCCUCAGAGCCAGAUUGCUUAACCUCUUUCACCCCAGCAAUAGAUGGAUCGCUAGACAUUCAUUUAUAGCUUUAUUGCCCUGUUUGGCAGAGGUUGCCUAUAUGCUUCUGUGAGUAAUUAUCCUGUUAAGGCCAUGCAGGGUGAUGCUUCCUGCUCUCUGGGUUGGAAAGAGGGUAACUACAGGGCACACAGCUACCUACCUGGCAGUACCAUCUCUGCUUGGCGCAAUUACGUGCUGUGUGACUAAUCGCCAUGUGCUUCAAAGCCAGAACAAGAGGCUGAUCACAAUAGCAGCAUCCAUAGCCUCAGAAUGGUUCCACUGAAAUUAAUGGGUAUGACCAGCUGAGAGUUAUACAUUUCAGUGGGUCUACUCUGAGUAGAACUGAGGUGCUAUGCACUGUCUUAAUAUUGGCAAGCAUCAAAUGCAGCAGCAUCUGCUUCUGUUACCUGUAGAGCUUUGUUCAAUGCUUCAAAAGAAGUCUUUAGUGUUGCUGAUGAGCUAAGAAUUUGCACUUUACUCAAAUAUAUGUCCAAGUCAAAAACAGGGUCUUUUUCAAGAUUUCCACCAUGAAUCCUAUUUUCCCUUCACUGCUGCUAAUGGCUGUAAUGGUAAGGAGGCUGAUUUAAAUAAUAGUUUAGCUGCUUCACAUCUGAGCUCAUUGACUUUGGGCCAAACAAUGAGAGAUGGGCAUCCUGCUACAUUUCUAUGCUGGGCAAUGAUUUUUAUCCUCUGGCAGCCUACCUGGUUGCUUUGCUGGAUACUCAAUCACCCAUGCACGGUUUUUUGCUGCCUGUGGCUGUUAGACAAAUACAGGCUGAUAGUUUUAAGAUUGCCAGUCCAGAAUGACUUGCCAGGUGACAAAUGUAUGGAACCUGGUAACUUGGAAGCAUACAAUCUCUUUGCUGUUGCUCACUAGCACAGACCACCCAGCUACCUGCCUGUUUUGCCAGACUCCGCAUGUGUCCAGUGGAGUGAUUUUAAGGCAGUGCUUUGAACUUCAUCCCAUCAAUUGGGCAAUGUAUAAAGAUCUAACUUGCAGAAUCGUCGUUCAUCUGUAUCUUUCAUGUGCUUGAUGCACCUUAACCCACUUUUCCCUUCAGUCCCCUUCCAUAUAUUGUUUCACCACCACCACAUUUUCUCUUCAUUUGAAUGUUAAUGUGUUUAUAUUCUUUCUUUCAUUUAUAACUGGAGAAUUGCAAAAAUAUAAUCUAAAGAACAGAUUUGUCACCAAAAUAAACAAGGGCAUGAGCUAAGUGCUGCAUAAAAGAUUGAAUACUUCUGUGUAGUGUUCCUGACAUGGUUUUGGUGGUAAAGAGACCCAAGUCAGAGCAAAUCUUCCAGAAAGAUCUGAAGCCUGACUUUUAAACAUGUUUUUCUCUAAGGUUCCCCUUCAGUCCAUGGUGUUCUUAUUGCACAAACAGAAAUGAUGUUUGCAUAGACUUGAAAACUCAUUUCUAUAAGCCAGGUGCUACGUGUCUGAACUGAAGCUAAUAGUUCCCAAGGGCACGUUAGAUUAAUUUGUCGUUCCUCAUUUACAACUGUAGUACGUCGUUAUGGGGCAAUAUUACUGAUACUGCUAAUGGGAGACUUAAGGCAGCAUUAUAGGCUACAGUUAGUCAGAGUCAUAAUGAUAUCAGGGUCACCUGUGAUGUUCCAAAACAGGGUGGAGGGUGGUCUUACAGUAGCUUAAUGACCUUAAUAACCAGUAUGACAGCUGCCUGCAUUUAAGAGGCUGCUUUAUUUUUCAGAUAAUGGCCCAGGGGCCAGUAGUGUGUUUUCCUUCACAGACUCUUUCACAAGUAUAUACCAGUUGCUGAGAAUCACACGUGGGGAAAAGAAUGUUGUGCUGCAGUCCUGCUUGUGGACUUCUUAUUGGCAUCUGGUUGGCCACUGUGAGAAUGGAAUGCUGGACUAGGUGGGCCUUUUCCCUGAGCCAGCUGGUUAGACUGCAUAAUGAAGUUGACAUCAUGUAGCAGUGAGGGCAUCUUCCUAACACUGCACAUGUACUCAAACAUGGCACGAUAUGCAACAACCAAAAUGGGUAGCAUCAAAGUGUGGGAUCUGUUUUCAGCUUGAUGCAAUUCCUCAAACCCCCAGUGGUGAAACAUCAACCAAUAAAACACGAGGCUGGUGGACCAUAAUAAAAACAAUGUAUUUUUUUUAAAAAACAAAGCAUCUGUCAACCAAAACUGUAACUCUUAUAAACUGUCUUGAAACCCCAGAGUGUACAGUAGCAUACAAGAGCUAUAAAUAAAUGCUGAAAGCAGCAACACAAUCCUGAUUUUUUAAGUAAAUUCAUUUUUACCUGGCAAGUGAAACUCAAGAGUAGGUACAUGGUCCUAGGGAGGGCAAUACUGAUUUUCACGUACUCAUAACAUUGCCUUGCUGAUCCUUCUUUCCUAGCUUUUUCAGCUAAUGUGUGCUUCUUUCAUAUUUACAGGUUCAUGGAACAGCAUCCAGAAAUGGAUUUCUCAAAAGCAAAAUUCAACUGAUAUGGUUGGCCUUUUUCUUCCCUCCCCCCCUCUAAACUCAUUAGGAUAAAAUAUAAAUGAAAAUAAAUCAGCAGGACAGUAUAGUCGUUUCACCCAGCCCUGGGACUGCUCACAUCACCUCAGAGUGAAUUUUCUGUGUAAAAAGAGCUGCACUGGUUAAUCCAUGUAGCACACUGCUUACGCUUCUGGAUUUUCAACAGCAGUAUCAAUCACCUAAGGCCCAUUUUACCUUUGCACAGGGAAGAAUAUUUCAGGGAGAGGAAGGAGUGAUGGGAAAAGGGAGUACUUGAUGGAAUCAGAUUGUCCCUUGGUUCUUGCUUAGUGUCUAGGAAGUAUCAUUUAAAAUACAAUAAUUUAAGUAGCAAGAGAGACACUCAGCCUUCAUCAUCCUCUACUCUCCCAGCUCCUGCUCUUGAAAUCAGAGCUGAAAGUCUUCCUGCAGCCUUCCUUCUACAAACAAAGCAACCCCUGCAGACUUCUAAUUCAGUGCAACAAUGCUGAGCAUUUUCAGACAUUGCAAGAAAAACUACUGACAAAUUUGAUCCACAGGUGUCUCAUGCUUGUUGCACUUGCACCAUUGUCCCCAAGGAAUAGCUUGUGUUGGAGUGAUAAGCACUUCACUCAAGAAAGUUCCCAUUAGACGUUAAAAUGAAAGCACGAGAAGCAGCUUCACAAAGCACCCAUGUAUCUGCUUGUCAGAACUUUCUAUAACCUCUAAAGUUACCGUAGUAUUUCAAGUGUUAAAUUCAGAAGCUUGGAGGCAAAAGGGAUAGAUUGCUUUUGCAUCUGUGUUUAGGCUUAUGGAUGGAGUGUAGGAGUAUCAAACUGUUUAGGCCACAUCAGAAUCUGGUAUAUCAGUCCUACAUGUUGUUCCACUUGGAUCUGUCACUCAGCUGUUUCUGCCAGGCCCUAAUGGACCCAUUUCAGAGCUUCCGUCGUGUAUAUUUGCCCCAGAUAUUAGAGGUUUUUGCCCUUCAGAAUGACUUCCUUAUCCUUCCUGUUGCAAUACUGCUGGUGAUUUGGCCUUACAUAACCAAUAUUUAGUAAUAGGAAGGGUCUGUUAAGUGAUCAGUUACUUCAAAAAGGUUGACUUGCUCUACUCUUGUUGUAGCUAAAAUGAAUUGAUCCAUACAAACAAUGCUGGUGUCUAAAACUAGCAGUAGGCAAGGUUUUUCUGCUGUCAACAGACACAUGUUGGAUGGCAGACAGAUCUCUGGUUUGUUAGAGACCAGCUGUCCACCUCAUUGAAGCGACUCCACAUACAUUCCCCUUUCGGCAUUGGACAUGCCAAGCAAGAGCCUUCUGCAUGUUCUAUUUUUUUUGUGAUGGUUGCUUUAAAAACAGCUUGUAUUCUGCAUGUAUAAAUAAAAAGGUGAUGUUUUCAUGUG